Messenger RNA from Lymnaea stagnalis (great pond snail), 11235 nucleotides. Lineage: Eukaryota; Metazoa; Mollusca; Gastropoda; Lymnaeidae. The record is from the annotation of a GenBank genome assembly.
GCGCAGUGCUCAGGUGUCCAGAGUUAUUUUUAAAACCGUCGCCAUUGCUAUGCGACCCUAACGCUUCCUGUGUCCUAAUAUUACUGGAAACAAAAGAUAAGAAAAUACUAACAUGGCCGCUGUUGCAUGGAUAUCAUUCUGACGAAGUGCUCAGUCUUAAAGUUGCUGUGUUCGAAGAACUUUAUUCAGUCAUUUAUUUCUGUGGAGGAUAGAACAAAAUAUGUACGCCAUCUACAGCAGACAGAUAGACAGACAAAGGCAAAAUACAGAGCUUCCGGAAGUUCAGACUUCGGGCGAUGCAGACGAUUUGCCGGGCGGUGAAGGCGAUCGGGUUACCAUAGAAACGAAUUCCGGAUGUCCUACAACAGAGACACACGGCGAUGAGGAUAAUGUUAAUGACGAUGCUGACUGCGGGCAGAGAACGGGUCUGUCAAGCGUGGAUCAGCUUUGGGACAAACUGUGCCACCCACCCACAGAGUGUCACUCCCUCUUGAAAAAACACUUGACGCAAAUUCUUUUUGAUCAGUUAAGACACGCCCAGACCAAAUUUGGCGGAAAAUUGGAAGAUUGUAUUCGCUCAGGUAGGGUACCAUUAGUAACACCAUAGCCUACGCAAUGGUUCCUGUGAUAUUUUUAAAUAGUAAAUGUGAGAUUUUAAAAUGGGCCGAGAUGAUCGGAGAUUUCAAAUAAUAUUCGAGAGAAAGACGUGAAAACGAAAUAAGAAUGAAAACUGAGAUACACGUUCAUGAGUUUUGCAUAAGAAAAUGGAAUGUGAGAUAUGAAAAUAAUGAAAUAGUUUGUUUUUUUUUUGUUUUAUGAGCUUUGUAAGAAUUUAGAUAUUUUAUAAAAAUCCUUUAUAUUAACCUCGGUUUUGUUUGUUGAUUUCUGGGCAGCAAAAUUUUCGGACGGCUAAAUGUCCCCUUUUCCCGCCAAGCUAUCCAGCUGAAACUUGGCACAUGGUUUCGUUGCCGAUGUCAACCCGUUAUUUCAAUAUUUCAGCCCCACCCCCAAACCCCAAAAGACCGUUUUUCCUGUUUUUCAAGUGGAACAUGGAGGAAAAUUCCCGAUAACUUCGCUAAAUGAGAUUAUUUUUUUUUUAAAUAUCGUUUGGUGCGUAAUAUUUUAUUUGGAUUUUCUGAAAUGGUGAAAUAAAUUUGUGAUGUAAAAGCGGGUGGGUCAUCUUAAUAUAGUUCGGGGGCGUGACAAAAAUGUGCGGGUAAGUGCCAUUUGGGGGGGGGGGACUAAUUGGGAUUCUUAUAAAUUUCUUAUAAUUAAGAUUCUUAUAAGCUAAGUGCUAUUAUUCCCCCCCAAAAAAAAAUGUAUAAAGGAUUUAUACGAAAAAAAUUAUUUUUAAUUUGUGAAUGAUGAGCCAGGUAUCAGGUAUUUAUUUAAAUUAAAAAUUUGAGGUAGUUCCGGGGGUUGGGGUGCCAAGAGCAUUCUGUAAGUCUGCCAGCGGUAACAUAUGCCCCUCGGCAUGGGCGCAUGCCUCGUGGGAAACACACUUAUUGUAUCUCAUGAUGCUCCCACAGUCAAGCAGUUUUUGACCUGCAUAAAGGUAGACAGACACAGAAGGUCUAACAGAAGGUCAAACAGGGACAAACCCACUUCCUAUUUUUUUUUUAAAUCUCAAAAUAGUGAAUUUAAAGAUAUGGUACCUUUUUAGUUCAGAUCGUGUUAAUGAGACAUUAAAUUCUGCAAGAAACAGCUGGGAAUAACGGAGAGUGACUGAUGGAGAGUUUCUCCCGGGGAAAUAAUGAUACUAGGUCAUUUCGUAUGUUAGGGACAGUGUUUGUCAUUCUUAUCACACGAAAUUAUCUACAUUUUAAUUGUACCAGGCACCAAGAGCCCAAUGUAUUUAUUGCGCUAUGUUCAUCUUCUGAAAAUUUUGAGGUUUUGGUGACCGACCACCGAAGACUCGCGGUCCGGCGGCUGUCGUGAUCCAACUAACGCAAAAGAAAUAGUUUAAACUGUGUAAAAGUGCACGUGGAAUCACACCAGAAUAUUAAGUUUCAUAUAACGGAAGUAAUCUUUGACCGGUGCGCACCGUUCAUCGCAAGACUGACUUUCUACUUCCGGGCUUAAAAGUUCUAAGUGGGUAUUUUUUUUUAAAAAAUCAGUUAAAGAAGUCUCCUAUCUGGUAAGAUUAUCAGAACUGCCCCCAAAAAUCCGUGCCUUAGUUCGUCAGAAAAAAAAACCAUGAUAACCUGACCUAUCGACGAAAAAGCUUGCGUCGGGACAUAAGCUUUUUGGCAGCUGAGAUGUGCAAUCGGGAAUUUGCUUGAACCACGGGACAUUUGUUUUGGAGCCAUAGAUUGGUUGUUGCGUAUGUCACAUGGUCUGAAACACGUACUCCACAGGAAUGGAAAGAAAUUAAGGACUUUGUUCCUUCGCUUUGAUACGUUUCGCCAUUUUUUUUUGUCGAUAGUUGCAAGAAACUUAAGCAAUCGGUCAAUUUUAUCUUGUCUGACUUGUUCAAACAAAAGCAACAUAUAGAAUGGGGGAACCGCGCGAUCCUUUUGUUGAGGUCGAUGGUCUUUACAGAAGACUGUUAGGCGCGACGGACUGCAAGUCUUUGCUUAGAAAACAUCUGACCAAUAAUAUAUACACGCGUAUAAAGUUUUUGAAGACGAAAUUCGGCGGAACUCUAGCUGACUGCAUUCGUUCAGGUAAGAGACCAGUGUGCCUUCUGGACACCGCUGGACACUGAUAAGUGAACAUGUUGGAGCGCAUUUAUUUAUUUAUUUUAUUAUUAUAGUGAAAUGCAAAGUCUCCUCCUGUCAUAAAAUUUACAUCGUUGCUGCCUCCUUGAAACCCUCAUUAAUUUAUAUAUAUAUAUAUAUAUUAAAUGUGCGGCUAAUUUCUCUAAAGAUGUAACAUGUCAAGAUUUCAUCAUAGACUCAGAUUUAUGCACAUAACACAUAAUAAAACUGUUAAAAUGUGUCUAUUUAUUCGAAUGCUGAUCUUCACACAGUCACAUGACAUGCUGCUGUUGUUUGUUUAUUCAGCUUUUAUUAAUUUCCUAUUUUCAACUUUUUAAAAAGGCCGAAAAUCAAACUUUGUUUAAAAAUGGAUUUAAUCUUCGCUAUAAAAAUGUAAUUUCGGAUCUGUUUGUUUAAAAAUGGAUUUAAUCUUCGCUAUAAAAAUGUAAUUUCGGAUCUGUUUGUUUAAAAAUGGAUUUAAUCUUCGCUAUAAAAAUGUAAUUUCGGAUCUGUUUGUUUAAAAAUUGAUUUAAUCUUCGCUAUAAAAAUGUAAUUUCGGAUCUGUUUGUUUAAAAAUUGAUUUAAUCUUCGCUAUAAAAAUGUAAUUUCGGAUCUGUUUGUUUAAAAAUUGAUUUAAUUUUCGCUAUAAAAAUGUAAUUUCGGAUCUGUUUGUUUAAAAAUUGAUUUAAUCUUCGCUAUAAAAAUUUAAUUUCGGAUCUGUUUGUUUAAAAAAAAAUAUUUCUGUUAUACUAUUUUGUCUCGAAUAUUGCUGACCCAGUGUACACCUGACCAAUGUUCCCUCUAAGGUUUGUUGAUUCGUGUGCAAAAUCCUACAGUUGUGUGCAAAGUUUUACAGCAUCAAUUUUUUUUUGUGUGCAAAAUUUUACAGCCCACAAACACACACUUGCAUGGAAAUUUGCUGCGUGGAUACUCAAAACUGCUGCGCGGCGUCUGUGAGAUAGCUGCGCGUUAGCGCAGCUUAAAGGGAACACUGCAUCUGACCCAAUGUACACCUGACCCAGUGUACAUCUAACUUCACCAUAUAAUCUCUAACGCGAUUAUAACACUGAAUGAGCGUGUGAGGUGUCUGUUCUCAAAGGGCAGGGAUGUUUAUUAUCCUUUUGUUUUUACCACCCCCCCCCCUAAUUUUUGUUGUUUUUUUUGUGUUUUUUUAAAAUCCACUUUCAAGGAUUAACAAUGUAUGAGGAUGCAUAGCGUGUUAGGCCUAACAAUGUAUGAGGAUGCAUAGCGUGUUAGGCCUAACAAUGUAUGAGGAUGCAUAGCGUGUUAGGCCUAACAAUGUAUGAGGAUGCAUAGCGUGUUAGGCCUAACAAUGUAUGAGGAUGCAUAUCGUGUUAGGCCUAACAAUGUAUGAGGAUGCAUAGCGUGUUAGGCCUAACAAUGUAUGAGGAUGCAUAGCGUGUUAGGCCUAACAAUGUAUGAGGAUGCAUAGCGUGUUAGGCCUAACAAUGUAUGAGGAUGCAUAGCGUGUUAGGCCUAACAAUGUAUGAGGAUGCAUAGCGUGUUAGGCCUAACAAUGUUUCAUUUCUUUCCGCAUUCGUUAGUUUCAACAUAUUUUUACCCGCCACCCUUCAAGCAUACGCACAACAGGCCUGCUACAGUGUACGCACAACAGGCCUGCUACAGUGUACGCACAACAGGCCUGCUACAGUGUACGCACAACAGGCCUGCUACAGUGUACGCACAACAGGCCUGCUACAGUGUACGCACAACAGGCCUGCUACAGUGUACAUACCCUUGCUUAUUAAUUUAGACGAAGUUUUUAAUAAACCUUACAGUUCCAGGGAUGGGUGGGGUAGGCGUGAGGUUUUGUUUACUGGAAUGUGGUACAACCUGUCUAUGGCCUACUCCAGGCUUUAACAUUUAUUUUUUUUUUAAUGCAGACCAUUAGUUUUGAUUUCAACCAAUGGCACACCACCCUCUAAAACAAGUCGCAGAACACAUUAAAGUUUUCUUUCACCCUAAACAACGGCCGGCACGCUUCGGGGCUGUUAGGUGUCGACGGCUGCCGCCCCCCCCCAACCCCUCCCCUAUCUCCAGCGCCAACACCCCAUAUAUUCAAGCCAAAUGGGGUUUUCCAGAGCAUAUUACUUCUUUACAUUAAAUAAGUGACACGUCUUAAAUUGAAAUAUAUCUAAAUGAUUUAAUCUCAGAAUUCCGUUAAAAACGCUCUUGGUGAAACAUCGACUCCAAAACAAACCGAAAAUGGUGCAGAAUUGUUUCACAAAGCGUGACCUUGCCCUUCGUUUCGUUUCAGGCUGUGAGAACACAGACAGCGGUGUCGGUGUCUACGCCUCUGAUCCCGAGGCCUACACCACGUUCGCGCCUCUCCUGGAUGCCGUCAUCAAGGAUUACCACAAGGUCAGCGAGCUGAACCACCCCCAGCCGGACUUUGGCGACGUCGACAAGCUGGACUUUGGCGACCUUGACCCAUCUGGUAACCUCAUCGUCUCCACUCGUGUCCGUGUUGGUCGCAGCCAUGACAGUUAUGGCUUCCCCCCAGUACUUACACUCGAGGUAAAUUGUCAGACAAGAAAAUGACCCAAAAAACCCGACUAUUCAUAGUAUAGGAUAUUCAGUCAGACUUUUGCUUUUUGGCAAUAUAUCAAAGGCUGUGGUGUCUUAUAUUCUCAUAGACCAUUUUGGCUGAAUUGGAUUGGCCAACAAUUAAUGUCCACCUUUCUGUCUUCCUCUUUAUAUUCAGCUUUGUCAGAGCUCAUUUCCAAUGUUCAGAAAUGUUGUCCAAUGUUCAGAGCUCAUGUCCAACGUUCAGAGCUCAUUUUCAAUUUUCAGAGAUGAUGUCCAAUGUUAAGAGAUGAUUUUCAAUGUUCAGAGAUGAUGUCCGAUGUUCAGAGAUGAUGUUCAGUGUUGUUUCAGCUAUACUUGAAGUAUUAGCCGUAAGACGUGCCCUGCAAAGUUCAUUCUGCUGCACACCAACUAUAUUUUCUAUGCUCUGUUUUAUUACUUAUUCGACUUUGGCCAUCAUUACUUUAGCUGAUCACCAUUGAAUUUCUCAAAAAUACGCAGCCUUCAUUUAGACAAAUUAUUUUGAGCAUGAGUUGUUUUCUUCAUCAUGGUCCACGGUUUGCUGGCAUACGGUAUGACAAGGGUUGAAACUAGAGCUGUGAUACCAGAUUUAAUAAAAUUGCCAAUCCGUAUUUACAAUUGCUAAACAUUGUACCCUAGAAAUAUGAAAUAUAUGAACUACAUACGUUUUGAAAUGUGUGAAUUAUGGACCCGCUAAACUUUGAAAGAUUAAAAAUGCGUAACUGGAAUGAACUAUCUCACAAAUUUCAGUCCUCUGGGAGCAUUAGGGGAAUCCUGAGUAAAUGUCGGCUAUAAAAGUCAGGAAAAAAAAGAAGAAAAAUAAAACAGCUUGCACCAAUCAUGCCAGAGUUCACAUUAGUUAUUUUGAUGGACAGUGUCUCGGGGAUUAAUGACUUGCUAGGCAGGAACUUUGGGAGUGGGAUCGUUUCGAUAGGGGUAGGAGUCGUUUCGAUAGGGGUAGGAGUCGCUAAAGUCUCAGAUCAACAAUUUCAGGCCAACGUAACUGCUGAUUUAAAAAAAAAAAAAAAAAAAAAAAACUACAUUGUUAAUGUGACAAGGAAGAUGUUCAGUCACAAUUUAAACGUCUUUCUAUUUUGGAGCUUAUCAGAACUCUUCACCAAAAGAGACCGAUUACACUUUGAAUAAUAUUCUAGUUAGUAAAAGGACUAAAUUUCGGCUAUUUUAAGUCGAUGAACUAAUCAACAUUCUUUUUAAUGUGCUAACACCAUAUUUCUUCCACUUUAUUUAGAUUUAUUGAAAUAGUUUUUGCCUAAAAUCACCCCUUGCUCUGUCCGUUCCAUAUCCCUUUUUUUCUGAUUUAAGUGUGGAAAAAAAUAUAUCGGACAAUUUUUACAUAAGAGAUUUUUUUGUUUUAGCUCGAUGAAUUUGUUUUACUGGCUUUUACUAAAUCUGAAACCAAACAAUCGUUUGAACAUUCUUCCAUGCACAGGACAGAGUUGAAAUGGAGAAGAAGACAGUCGAGGCACUGCAGAAGUUGGAAGGUGAGCUCAAGGGAACCUACUACCCACUCACCGGAAUGACCAAGGAGACCCAGAAACAGUUGACAGAGGACCACUUCCUCUUCAACGAUAGUGACAGGUGGGAGUCAUGAAUAGCAUUUACCUGUAGUGACAGGUGGGAGUCAUGAAUAGCAUUUACUUGUAGCGUCAGGUGGGAAUCAUAACUAUUAUUAAAUAUAAUCCUCACCAACAAAAGUGUACCAUUUAAAAAUAUUGCUUCCAUUGCAAUCUUUUGCAUCUUGUCGAUACUGGCCAUGAGAAAAUCUACAGCUUUAAGAUUAAAUCUUGAAGCUCUCUUCGUUUUAAAGACACACAAAUACUGCCUUCAUUGACCAGACAUGUGUCAGUGAGGCAAACGGCUGCAGACCUUUUCACAAUUCAAAACCUAUCCAUUACUAUACUAGGUUAUAGUUCAAUAGAAAUUGUAUUGCAUCAAAGGAUGGGAUAACUAAUUAAUUUUGUUGAUUUAAGGUUGGAUAUGUUGUAAUUGUUUCAAAGUUGUUUCAAAUGCUAGGCUUUUUUUGUUAAUUUGUUCACUGAUUAAUGGAGUAUCUGUAACUUGAUGUCAGGUUCUUGAGAGCAGCUGGAGGCUACAAUGACUGGCCCACCGGCCGUGGUAUUUUCUUCAAUGACAACAAGACUUUCUUGGUGUGGGUCAACGAGGAGGAUCACCUCAGAUUCAUCUCUAUGCAGAAGGGAGGUAACCUGCAAGAGGUCUACACAAGACUUGUCAAGGUACUCGCCCUGAUACCAGCAACGGUUUAUUGAAAGUGAAGAACAAACACAAAAGUCAUGUUAAUAGUUUAAAUAAGAAUCUAUUAGCACGCGCUCCUCCCAGAAGGGUAUCAGUUUUAAUUGGAGUUUCAAACUUUUGUAAAAGUUAAGCCUACAUUUUUUAACACAUAUUUUAAAGCUCAAAAACUUUAAAUCAUAAAACCAAAGAACAUUUCAGUUUACCUUCUACGAGAAUAAGAUUAAUUUUUUUUUACAAGUAAUUGUAUUUUAUGUAUAAAUAAUAUAUACAAAAGUUUCGUUGCCUUGUUGUAAAUUUAACUUUGAUUCAAUUUUCAAUCAACCCAAAAUCAACCCAAAUAUUUUGUCUGCAGGCCAUCAAGGCUCUUGAGGGAAGUGGUCUCUCAUUUGCCAAACGUGAAGGUCUUGGCUACCUGACUUUCUGCCCCUCCAACCUGGGCACCACACUCCGUGCCUCUGUGCACAUCAAGAUCCCCAAGCUGUCUGCCAGCCCCGACUUCAAGGCUUUCUGUGACAAACUCAACAUCCAGGCCAGAGGUAAAUGCACUCAUUUAAAGAUGGGAUUUUUCUCCAGUAAAGAUUAGGGUGCAUGCUGUUCUGUGAUAUUUUACAAAAGUGCUAGGUUAAAAAAAAUCAUUGGGAUUACUUUCCUCGUAAAUUAAUUUAAAAGUCCCUAAAGUCAUUCUGUGAAAUAUUUUAGCUUCAUUGUUGGUCAUUGAGAAGAUGAAAAGAGUUAUGGACUUGACUGAUAAGCCAAUUAUCUUGGAUAGAUUUCCUAUGUCAGACAGGUUUAUAUUGGGGGAAAUUGCUUUGAAUAAGUUAGUUUAUAUUAUAAAAAAAUGUAACCUGCCAAACAAUGUACCACAACAAGGCCUGAACUUCCCAUGUACUAAAAUUACUUAACAAAACACGCAUUGAAGUAAAGGACUUUAUAAGAGUCCCAAUGGCUCACAACCGCACAUUUUUUUUAAUGCCCCUGAACUAUAUUCAUAUUCUAAUGUCCCACUUCCUGUCAUAAUAUAAUGCAGAUUUAUAACAUUAUUGAAAUUUUAUUUACUGAAUCAGCUCCAUAUGGUACAUAAAGAAUUGUAUAUUUGAUUCUCCGUGGCAAAUUUUAUUUUCAAUUUUUAAAUUAAAUUCUCAACUACUAUGAAAUGUAGAAAAUCAUACAAUCACAAUUAUUGAUAAUUAUUUUAUUGAAUAGAUAUUAUUACUGAUCUCAAUUUGACCUUUUUUCAUAACUUACAAAAAUGAAAGACAAUUCCUCAGUGCUGAUAAAACAAAUGGUCAAUUUAGUGGUGAUAAAACACUUGGUUCAAUAGAUCUUAUAUUAUUAACUAUGAAUGUACACAUGAUUUCUCAAACUUAAUUUAAUAUAUUCCAGGAAUCCACGGAGAGCACACAGAAUCUGUUGGUGGUGUUUACGACAUCUCCAACAAGAGGAGAUUAGGUCUCACUGAAAUCCAGGCCAUCCAGGAGAUGAGAAGGGGUGUUGAGGCUGUCAUUGCUGAGGAGAAGAAAUUGGGGGGUUGAAUAUCUUAAUCCUAUUUUACCUUUAGAUAUGAAAAAGAAAAAAAAAAAAUUUAACUAAAAUUUAAAUGAUCAGUCCCUAAAACCACAUCCUCAUACCCCUGUUUAGAUCAAUUUUUUUUUUUACUAGCCACUCCCCGGCAUUAUAACUCCUACAGAAUUAUUUUAUUCCAUGUGCAUCACUUGUAUAUAGUGUUUAGUUUUGGUGCAAAGUACUGCAUAUUGAUUUUUGUUUAUUUUAACACCUGUUUAGUAGUAUUUGAUUGCUUCUACCUGAUUAAAGCCAUCCAGUUUCAUUUCUUCUAAUCCUAUGAAAAAUGCUUGUCACAUGUCAGAGGUAUAUCAUCAGGAUCAAAACGGACUCUUGUCUAAUUACCAGCUGUUUCUUUUUUUUUAAGAGGCAUUUUUCUUAUGAUUUGAAGAAUCAGGAUGUGGAAGUGAUUCAAAAAAUUAUUUAGUUUUAGAUUUACAUAAAUUCGAAUUGCACUGAACUCAAAUCUGACGCGUAACUGUGAUUGCUUAAUUUAAAUUAAACAACAGCAUUUUCUAUUGUCAGUUGUUUUUUUCUUUUCAAUUAAAAAAAAGUAAAUAACCAGCUUGCUGUCCUAAUGAAUGAUGGUGAACAAAGAAUUUAUUCAGCUUUAAGGAAAUAAAACAUUGAAAUCGCAAAGCCAUCCAGCUUAAACCAAGGAGCGGAAAUCUGUUCAACUGGAUCAUCAGUAUUAUAAUGACAUGUGAUAAAAAUUUAUAUAAUUAUUCAAAAUAAAAUAACUUAUUUUUAAUUUUAAAAACAUUUUUUUUUAAAUAUUUAAAAUUUUUAAAAAGUUUUUAUGUAUUUUCUAUAAACCACACUUUGUGGCUAUAUUAGAAAGUGAUGUGUGUGUGUGUUCUUAGAGAUGCAAGUAAAUCACAAAUGAAACCUGAUGACACAAGCUAUCACAACAUCCAGGUUAACUUUUUUUUCAGAAAUCAGCAUCAAUCAAAACUUUGCUAUUUCAUAUUUUUAAAAAUCCAGAUUUUUUUUUUAAAGCAGAGAAAAUGCAUAUUUGUUAAUUUUGUAAGGAGCCUGCUUAAAAUUAUGUCAGUCAAUAAAUUAUUAUUCACUGAAAAUAAAAACUGACCAACAAAAAUGAAACAUCUUCCUUGUGCCACCAAGUCAAUAAAGUAUUUGAUUUUCAAAAAAGCUUUUCAUAGUUUUGUGAUUUUUACAAGUCCUUUUUUUAAAAAAUGAGAAUGUAAAAAAGACUGACAAUAUUUAAAAUCUAAAUAUCUGCAUAGGAUUUAUGGGAGUUAGGCAAUUAAAUUAGUUAUUUUUGAGUUUGAAAAUAAGUUUCCUUUGGACCCACGGAAAGCAACAUUUCACAAAAAAUAUUUGAAAUAAAGUGCAUUCUUGACGUUAGGGUUUAUGUAAUUGCUCAUUUACAAUAAGUGGAAUGGAAUUAUGAAAAAUAAUUUCAAGCACAAAACAAUGUUUAUAUUUUUUUUUUUAUUUACAAAAUGGUGCAUUUAUUUUCUUUCCAUUCAUAAUAAUGGGUUUAUCACAGAACACAUGCAAAUAUUAUUUUACAUUCUAAAGUUAAAAUUUUUAAAAAAUGUAUUAAACCUCUAUCAACACUACACCCUUGAUAGAUAUUAAUAGUUGUAGAGCAUACAAUUAAAAUUCAUUCAAAAAGUAAACAGAUUUAUUUUUAAGUUUUUGAAUCCAAUUCAUUUAAUCUGGACGGAUGGAUUAUUUUAGCUGAAAUGAAUUUUGAAGAUAAAUGAAAUAUUCCUAAUUAAAAAACAUUUGAUUAUUAAAUGUUAAAGUUUAUAAUAGCAGGCCAUUUACAUUAGAUCUAUUCAGACAUUGACACUUAAACAAAUGCUUUAUUUAUGUAAUCUUUGCAUAUUUUUAGGAGUUUUUUAAAAUAGAAAAUAUGCAUUAACGGAAACAAAUUAUAUAAAUAAGAUUUAUUGUAUUUAUAACUUGCCACUUACUUCCAUCACUUUAGUUUAGGUUGGUCUAAUUAACACAUGUCAGCCAAUAGACUUAUUUAAUGUUUAAUAAUUUUUAUUUCUCUACAGAUUAUAAUUAAUUGGCCCAUAACAUCCAGACAAAGAAAAAAACAUAACUUAAAUACCCUAACAAAGUUUAUUUUCACCAUAAAAAUUAAAUUUAAUCAUAA